This is a messenger RNA of Eremomyces bilateralis CBS 781.70, 519 nucleotides long. RefSeq lists its product as uncharacterized. NCBI's taxonomy places the organism in Eukaryota, Fungi, Ascomycota, Dothideomycetes, Eremomycetales, Eremomycetaceae. The record is from RefSeq and is a predicted model, not a curated record. The transcript has a single exon. The coding region runs from base 15 to 320 and encodes 101 amino acids.
UCUAGACACCAGACAUGGGCUCGCAUUUCUGUGUCGACCAGUUCGUCUGCCACUAUCGAGUUGACUUCUCGAAUGAAGCAACCGUUGCUGCAUAUGCCAUCGAAAGGAUCGUAAUCGUGUUCAAUUUUUAUUUAUUAAUGGUCAUAUAUUCCGCUUUGAUAUCGCUUUCGUUCUAUUUCUGGUCGAUCUGGUCGACCUGGUCGUGCUCGGCUUUGCGCCACAGCACGGAAGAGUUGGGGCUCAUAUCAAUGACUGCCGGCGAUUCUAAUCAUCGAAAGGCGGCUUACGAUGUGGCCAUUUCUUUGUAUUUAACCAAUUAAGUCGUACAAAUGUCGCAUAAAGAUAUGAGUGGUGCAUCCAAAUCCGGGCCUGGGAUGAACAACUUUAGACUCCAGGGCUGAAACCGAGCCUAGUUGAUCCUUUAGAACCAAUCAGGGAACGGGACUGAACUUCCUCAAUAGGAGAGCCUUAAUUCGGUGGGGGCUUUGUGGGAUCGAUACGUUGGAGUAUCACGAAUAU